Molecule: messenger RNA, 3998 nt
Organism: Triplophysa rosa
Lineage: Eukaryota; Metazoa; Chordata; Actinopteri; Cypriniformes; Nemacheilidae
Gene: gpt2
Product: glutamic pyruvate transaminase (alanine aminotransferase) 2
Exons: 11
Coding region: 258-1922 (554 amino acids)
Biological process (GO): biosynthetic process
Molecular function (GO): L-alanine:2-oxoglutarate transaminase activity; pyridoxal phosphate binding
Source: RefSeq, a predicted model, not a curated record
AUUGGCGGGUGGAUGAUAGUAGAUGCUGAUGAUGAAGUGCAUCUCUCGACAAAACUUGAUCAUCAUGCCAAACGGCUUAGUACAGACGACAAUUUAACAAGUGAUUCCGCUCUGCUAUUUUCUUCAUUUCAACAGUUUAUUUAAUCUCGCUUUACCUAACGUUAACCACCGUAUAGUGUACGCGCGUUAUCUUAGUACGCGCAUCCUUUUUUCGAGCUUUUGACUGGUUGAGCUACAGACUUCCUUACUUUGCCGACAUGUUUCGCAUACAGUCGCUGGCUGCUCGGUCACUGAUCGCCGGAGCUUUUGAUCAGUAUACUCCUUUGACACUGACAUCCCUUCCGAGUCUAAACGGAGUGAGACACAAAUCUCAAGAUCCGUCCAUAGAAAGGUAUGGCCAGAUGCGCUUCAGUACCGCCGAGCCUAAAGUUGCUGCUGGGAGUCUUCACGAAAAAAUGCGGGAGAAGAUUCUCAGUAUGGAGACAUUGAACCCGCAUGUGAGGGCAGUGGAGUACGCUGUGAGAGGACCUAUUGUUAUCAAAGCUGGAGAGAUAGAGAGAUGCUUGGAGGAGGGUGGUACAAAACCUUUUUCUGAGGUCAUCAAAGCCAACAUCGGUGAUGCACAUGCCAUGGGACAGCAACCAAUCACAUUUCUCAGACAGGUGGUGGCUCUCUGCACAUUUCCUGAGCUGAUGGACAGUCCCAGUUUCCCAGAGGAUGCAAAAUGGAGAGCACGGCGUAUCCUGCAGGGCUGCGGUGGACACAGUCUUGGGUCAUAUAGUGCAAGUCAGGGCAUAGAGCAGAUCCGUAAAGACAUUGCAGCGUAUAUCGAGCAAAGAGAUGAUGGAGUGCCUUCCGACUGGGAUAACAUUUUUCUCACCACUGGAGCAAGUGAUGGCAUUAUGAAUAUUCUGCGCCUGCUGGUGUCCGGGAACGGCUCUUCUCGGGCUGGUGUGAUGAUCCCCAUCCCUCAGUACCCGCUGUAUUCAGCUGCCAUCUCAGAGAUGGAUGCAGUGCAGGUUAACUACUACUUGGAUGAGGACAACUGCUGGGCCCUUGACAUCAACGAGCUUCACAGAGCAUAUCAGGCUGCCAAAAAGCACUGCCAACCCCGGGUCAUUUGUAUCAUCAACCCCGGAAACCCAACUGGUCAGGUCCAGAGUAAGAAAUGCAUUGAAGAAGUCUUGCACUUUGCCUACGAGGAGAAUCUCUUUGUAAUGUCAGAUGAGGUCUACCAGGACAAUGUGUACGCUUCUGACUGUCAGUUCCACUCCUUCAAGAAGGUGCUAUAUGAGAUGGGCCCUGAGUACUUUAACAGCGUGGAGCUCGUCUCCUUCCAUUCCACCUCCAAAGGCUACACGGGAGAGUGUGGUUUCAGGGGUGGAUAUAUGGAGGUGAUCAACAUGGAUCCAGAAGUCAAAGCCCAGCUUGUGAAGCUUUUAUCAGUGAGACUGUGCCCCCCUUUGGCUGGCCAGGUUGCUAUGGAUGUCAUAGUCAACCCUCCACAACCAGAUGAGCCUUCUUUCAAGCAAUUUCACCAGGAGAAAACCGCAGUGCUGGGUGCUUUAGCAGAGAAAGCUAAGCUAACAGAGAAAAUCCUGAAUGCGGUUCCAGGAAUCAAGUGCAAUCCCGUCCAGGGGGCCAUGUACGCCUUUCCCCGCAUCUUUAUCCCUCCAAAAGCAGUGGAGGAAGCCAAGGCUUUAGGAAUGCAGCCGGAUAUGUUCUACUGCCUGAGGCUGCUGGAAGAGACUGGAAUCUGUGUUGUUCCUGGUAGUGGCUUUGGGCAGAAAGAUGGAACAUACCAUUUCAGAAUGACAAUCCUACCAUCCACAGAGAAGCUGAAGGUACUUCUUGGCAAAGUACAUGAUUUCCAAAUCAAGUUCUUGAAAGAGUUCUCUGCUUUGGAGCAGUUACAGAGAUGAUAUUUGUACUAAUGUUGAAAGCUGUUCAGCUCCAGCCAUGUGACUUCUUAAUACACUGACCAUUCAUUUAAACAGCAAAGGUAGUGUUAAGAGUCCUGCUUGCUAGGUUUCCAGUCAUAUUUUUAAACAUGAUUUUAGAGAUUAUGGUGUUGUUUACUUAGAUUUGUUUAGAAUUUUGCAACAUGGUUUUAAGGAAAUAUUAGCUGUGUAACCCAGGCGUAACACUAAGCUAAAUAUUAAAGUGUUUUUUUAAGAUGGAUUUCAGAACAUAGGACACAACAACAGAAAUGUGUCAGUCCAUUUCCUCUGGUAAAUUUGCACUUAAACUGUCAGGGUGAACAAACACCCUGGGUCAUAUGUGAGAUUGAACAACAAAGAUUAUUCAUUUAAGGUGUUUCCAAACUUGGACACUUGCACUGAAUUAAACGAUGGUUGCCACAAUACAUAUAACUAGAUGCUGCAUUUAAGCGCUCCAGGCACGUAGACGUGUCCGCCAUCUUGGAACGGUCCACUGACGUCACUUACAGUUGACUAGAAUGCCCCAACACUACGCUGCGCAGUCAUGGCUGUGAAAACCACGGGGAUUUAAAUUCCUGAAAAUGGGGUAACCUUUCGUUGUUGUCAUGUGUUAGUGUAGCAGAUAUAAUGUUUGAGCUUACACAACAAUAACUAUGUUUUCAUAAUCAUACUGCACACCGUCAGCUUGAUUUUGAGUGUUAGUGGACCGGCUCGCAGCGUUCCAAUAUGGCGGAUGACCCAAGUAGCGGCCCAUAGAAACAGAUGCUAAUGUGGCAUCUAGUUAUUUAUAUCUAUGGUUGCCACAUCCCCUAAGUAAAAACAGCCACAAAUCUCUCUUUCUCUGUAUUGCUUCUAUUCAUAUUAUGAAUGAUUCAAAAUUCUGGCUGAUGCGUUUUUACUUCGAUUUUUGUAUUAUUACGAAAGGAGAGGAGAUGGUUUGUCACCGAAUAUUUGAAGGUACAUAUAUGGUUAUGGUUCUGAAAAGUUUACGAGGAGGGACUAUUUUUUGUUUAUUUUGUCCUCACCUGAGUUUCACUCAUUGCCAUGCAAUGUACAAGCUAAACGUUUAUUUAAAAAUCAGGAAAUUAAUUGCAAAUUAAGCUUCUGAUUAAGAUCAUCGUAAAAUGAUUUGGAACGUCUCUGUCCCAUUUUUUUACUGUAGAUAUUUUGUGUCAUGGGCAGCUGAAAACAUUGAGUGAAUAAAGUGUGUUAACUUAUCUUGAAAGUUCUGGAUUAAUUCAUAUUUACUGACAUAUUUUCCCCAGGUAAUAUGUCAUGUAAAUCUAAACCCUUCAUCGUAGUCUUGUUUGAAACAAAGUUGAUAAAAUACACAAUAAUUUCAAUUUAAAUAACAGCUAUUUGAAAUCAUUAGUGCCAAAGUUGCAAAUUGUUUUUUUACCUGGUUUAUAUCUUACUUUUUCAGGGUUUAUCUGUUGUUCUGUAAUUUUUAGAAGCCAUUAUCAGCGAAUGAAUACUGUUAAUGUAGCAUUGUGUUCUCUUGAGCUUCAUGACCCUUUCACUUCUUAUGAGGUGCCUUCAAUUAUGCCUGUCAGCUUUAAAUGAACUUUUCUUUAUAUGCAUUACUUCUUGUAUGUGCUGUUUGUUUACAGAUUUUUGAACAUUGUAAUUUCAAUACUAGAGGUCAAUACGCACAAUACUGUUCAACUAGGUUACAUCUGUUCAAGUUGUUUUUGUUCAUAAUAAAGAUGUCAAAAUGAAAGGUUUUCUCAUUUGACAAACAGUAAUGAUUUUUUUUGCCUUACAAUCAGUUGUCAUUUCAGUCAGAAUGCAAGGCUGUUUAUAAAGCACCCCUGAUAGUGUUUUUGUUUUUUAUAUUAUUUGGCUAUAAGAUGAAUUCUUAAAGUAAACGUAGUUGUUUUUUGGAUUAUGCCAAAAUAAUGGUUAAGAUACAUGAACUAUGUUUAGGCCAAUGAUAUACCUUAUUUCAGUCGAUUUCGACUUUUGUGACUUCAAGGUCCCACUCAUUUGAAGCCACUCCCACUCUGAAUUUUGCAUUUAAUCAAAUGUUCAAGAGUUUGGCAGAAUUAUAUGUAUAUU